UAUCAAGUUCAUAGCUCAUCUCCACUUGCCUUCUUUAUCAAACACACACCCACUAGAAAGAAAAAAAAAAUGAAGUCUCUCCAUUUUAUUACAAGAUUUUCUUCCAUUUCUCUGAAUCUUUGCUUCAUCUUCAUAACCCUUUUUCCGUCACUAAUCUCAUCACAAACUUGUGAAAAACUAUGUGGAGAUCAAAAACUCAAAUACCCAUUUGGUAGUGGACAAGGCUGCGGUGACCCAAGAUUUCAAAAGUUCGUAACAUGUGAUCGCGCGCAAAAAAAACUCAUGCUUAACACCCAUACCGGAACUUACCGCAUUACCAGUAUUGAUUAUACCAAUCUAACCAUUUAUAUUCAAGAUCCAUCGAUGUCAACUUGUUCAUCUUCUCAACCCAGUAAAGGUUUCGGUUUAGACUGGGACGCACCAUUUACGUUUCUUGAUAGUAAUGUUUUUGCUCUUCUUGAUUGUUCAACAGCUUCUUCGCCACUUUACACUUCAAGAACUAGUCUUAACGGAAAUGGCACUAAUAGUACUACUGCCGGCAGUGGUAAUAUCGUUCCGCUCUGUGACCGCGAAGGCGGACCUAUUUGUAGUCUCUUAUAUUCAUGUCCAACAAUAAGUCGACUGAAUCUGCCAAUCUCUACUUGUUGCGUUUACACACCACUUGAUUUAGGACCAGCUUAUGAAAUAGAUUUGCAGAAGCUAGAAUGUAGUUCUUAUGCUUCGAUUUAUAGUUUUAACGGCAAAGAUUCGAACCCACAGGGGUGGAAGUACGGUAUUGGUCUUAAAUAUAGAUUCAGUGUCAAAAAUGAUUUUCCUAGUGCUUGUAGUAUUUGUGAGAAAAGUAAUGGAGUUUGUGGGUAUACCGGAACUUAUAACGCUUUCAUAUGUAGCUGUGUUGGUGGAGUAAAUAGUACUUCUGAUUGUUAUGCUUCGGCUUCUAUGAGAAAUGACGGACAAAAGAUUCUUCCAUGGCAUAUGAGAACUUGGUUAGCAUCUUCAAUGACAUUGUUUCUCAUUGGAGUCCUGUUUUAGAUCUAGAAGACUUAUAUCGGCAUAUGUAAUUCCCAAGUACAAGUUCUGAUGGAUUACGAUUGAGAGCGGUGUUUCUGCAAGGCUUCUUGUGUUAUUUUUCUUCUUGUUUUGCACGCACAAGACGUUCUUUUUUUCUUAUUGCCUUACUAUUUUAUAGUGAGUUCUCAAAUUUUGUAG
Molecule: messenger RNA, 1209 nt
Organism: Papaver somniferum (opium poppy)
Lineage: Eukaryota; Viridiplantae; Streptophyta; Magnoliopsida; Ranunculales; Papaveraceae
Exons: 2
Coding region: 70-1032 (320 amino acids)
Molecular function (GO): polysaccharide binding
Source: RefSeq, a predicted model, not a curated record